AUGGGGUGUAAGACACUGGAGAAGCCAAAUCAGAAGCACAGGAAAGGCUUAUGGUCACCGGAUGAAGACUUAAGGCUUAGAAGUUACAUUUUCAAGCAUGGCCAUGGCUGCUGGAGCACUGUAGCCAUCAAUGCCGGUUUGAAAAGAAAUGGAAAGAGUUGCAGACUCAGGUGGAUUAAUUAUCUGAGGCCAGGAUUAAAGAGAGGAAUGUUUACCAUACAAGAAGAGGAGACCAUCCUGACCCUGCAUGCCAUGUUAGGCAACAAGUGGUCUCAGAUAGCACAGCAUUUGCCCGGAAGAACUGAUAACGAAAUCAAGAACUAUUGGCAUUCUUAUUUGAAGAAAAAAGUAUCAAAAGCUGAAGAAACUGAAGCCCAGAAUACAUCUACACACACAAGUUCAAUCAUGGAAAAUGUGGACUGCUCACUUUUUUCCCCAAAAUCGACAAACAGGAAUCCAAGUAUGGACUCGUUUCAACAUAUGGGGGGAUCAUCGACAGAUACAGAUCAAUGUGUACCACAGGAAUUCAAUUUUCCAAAAGAGACCCGCCAGAGCAAUUUACCAAGGCUACUAUUUGCUGAGUGGUUGUCACUGGAUGAAUUUCAAGGCCAGGGCUUCAAGAAUGCAAGCAAUCAAGUAGUUUCAAAGGAUAAUCUGAUCCUUAAUUCACAUUUCCAAAAUGGAUUUAUGCAUGGUAAAUUGCAAAAUGAAGGAACUUUUUGUGGAGAAAUUCACCAAGGGCUAAGCAGUGGUUCAGUUGAUGAUAUAUUUCAUCCACAAAUGAAGUUUGAGGAUCAGAUCUCAGAGAGUGGUUUAUUUGAUUUUAUCUCCGAGGAUUUCCACAUGAACAAUGAUGCAAUGUAUUUAUGAGAGGUGCCUUUGAAGCAACUUCAGGAAAGAAUAACUUCUAAUUACACUAGCACACUACAUGGACUAAUAAAACAGGUCAUUGAGAAUCAUCUGUUGUAGGCCACCUCUUUUUCUUUGCAAGGAGGAAUGCAUUAGAAAUAAACCAUCAGAAAUCAAAGAGGUUCAAUUAGUAAUUAUUGUUCCCAUGAAGUUGCUUUCAAGGACUCCCUUUGUGUAAAUCAUUUGAAAGUCAACUGUAUGAUCUCUGUAAUGAUUUGUGACAUUUUAAUAAGUAG
Molecule: messenger RNA, 1145 nt
Organism: Ilex paraguariensis (yerba mate)
Lineage: Eukaryota; Viridiplantae; Streptophyta; Magnoliopsida; Aquifoliales; Aquifoliaceae
Source: the annotation of a GenBank genome assembly